AUGGAGCCUGAUUUGGAAUUUAUGCCUCUGCCCAAUUUGCAGAUGCUCAACAACAGCUUGGAAAAGCUUAAGAACGAUGCUGUGUUGAGGUUACACGCAUUGCAAAAGGUAAACCAUGAUUUACUGACGGAUAACGCUCGCCUACGCCAACGUACACGUGAUCUUCUACGACAAAAACGUGAACAAACACAACAACCGGGUCGGUCAUCUGCAGCUUCACGUUCUGCUGAUUUCUCUACCAUUGGCAUCGCCGACCAGAAUGCAGCAAGCGGACUCAUUGGUGUGUAUGCCAGAACUCGUAGGAAGGAACCUAUCAGUAUCUUGGUGCAGCGGGGCCCCGACUUUACCGCGGUGGUCGAGACGCGAGUAUGUCUCACCGAAACCCAGCUUAGGAGUCACUUCCACGCUGAACCAUCCAACUUACAGUACAAAAUGAUACUGAUAGAGACUAAGGAUGGUGUAGUAGAGAAUGCGUCGACAGUGGUUACACGCAAUGCUAAGGUUACGCUUCGUAAGCUGCAGGCAGUGUACCACGUAACUGUGCAUUGCACUGUACCGAACUCCGAACGCAGGCUCACGGCCGAAAACAAGUUUCUCUAUCAAAACUUGCCAAUGGCACAGGAGACCCCGCCGCAAGAACGGCCUGCGGAAAUGCAACAGGAACAGCACACACCCAUUAGCGUAGGGAACGAGGUGUUCUCACUAAAUGUACAAGUUGGCGUUGAGGAAUACCUCACGUGCAGCUUUGUCGCUGGAGACGAUCCUGGAGCUGCAGCACGGCAGUUUGUUGCGCAACACAGAUUGAAGCCCGUUUUGCUCGACGGUCUGAUCACAGCACUAGAGCAACUGCAAGAUUCCGGUGUUACAAUACGUAACGUUGAUGUAUCCGAUCUGUUAUAG
Molecule: messenger RNA, 900 nt
Organism: Babesia sp. Xinjiang
Lineage: Eukaryota; Apicomplexa; Aconoidasida; Piroplasmida; Babesiidae
Exons: 3
Coding region: 1-900 (299 amino acids)
Source: RefSeq, a predicted model, not a curated record